Arabis nemorensis is the source of this 477-nucleotide messenger RNA. Lineage: Eukaryota; Viridiplantae; Streptophyta; Magnoliopsida; Brassicales; Brassicaceae. The record is from the annotation of a GenBank genome assembly.
AUGGUGGGUGAAAAUAUCCUUCUUGAUGCCAUUGACAGAGGGUUGGCUAUGUCCAAAAUGUCGAAGUUGGAGGGUUGUUUGUCUGAAGGAGAACUGUCAGGUUCUGCCAAUAUCCUUUCCUCUUCUCUUGUGUUUCCAACGGCUUAUAGAGUUGGCUUCUCCGAAGCUAGCUCUUCCGGGAAACCCAAGAGGAGAAACAAGCCUAGAAAGAGGCCCCACAUUAGCAACAAGAGGCCUAGAGGAGUGUUUGUGGCUACUCUAGCAGUGAUUGAGGGUUUAAAGGAAGGUGUAUCAGUUGGUAAAGUGACAAAAAGAAAAGCAGAAGGAGAGGCGUAUAUAUACCUAACGAGUAACGGUGUUAGUAUAAUCGUUAAAUGUGCUGACUGGAAUACUGAGUCAUUUGACAAGUCAUAUGGGUUCUCGGCUUAUUCGUGCCCCAACUCUAGACAUGUGUGCAAAUACAUUCCCAAAGUCUAA